CUCUCUCUCUCUCUCUCUCUCACUCACCUCUCUUUUUCUCCAUACACGACUCUUGUGUCUUUGUUGUAUAUAUAAACCUCCCAACUCCAUCUCUCUCUCUUGCUAGAUCCCCUUCAUCUCUCCCUCUCCCCUUCCCUUCCCUUCACACAUCAAAAAAAAAAAAGGGAAGGAAGGAAGGAAGGAAGAAGAAAAGGCAAAAAUGGUGAAGUUCUCUAAGGAGCUUGAUGCUCAGCUUAUUCCCGAGUGGAAGGAUGCCUUUGUCAACUACAGGCAGCUCAAGAAGCACAUCAAGAAGAUAAAGCUCUCCCAGAAACCGAAGCAGCCCCAGGACCUGAACGUCGACUUGUUCGGCUGGUCCAUCUUCAACCCGGUCUGCUCCCUCGUGACACAGAUCACUGGCGGGCCUGGUCAUGCCAGUAGCAUUAGCUCGCCCGACAGUAUCUCCCAGGUAAAGAAUAGGGCAACCAUAGAGGAAGGAGAAGAGGAGGAGCAAGAUGAGCUCUACGAAAAUGAGCUCGUUCAGCUCUUCUCCGAGGAAGAUGAGGUGAAAGCGUUCUUCGAUUCACUGGAUCAAGAGCUGAAAAAGGUGGACGAGUUCUACAAGUUGAGGGAGGGCGAGUUCCUUGAGAGAGGACAACUCCUCAACAACCAGCUCCAGAUCUUGCUCGACCUCAAGCAGAUACUCAUCCAUCGACGCAAGGAGAGAUCCUCGUUUAAAUCGACAAACUCCUCCGAAAGUCUCCAUAGCCCGUGGCCGCCUUCGAGUCGAAACUCUGACUUCUCAGCUCCAGACUCGCCGGCGGAGCUCCCGGCAACCCCUACGCUGACGGCGGCAUCGGAAACAGACGAGGUGAUCGCGGCGCUGGAGAGGAAUGGGCUGAGCUUUGUUGGGGUGGCAACGAGGUCCAAGGCCAAGGCGGCCGGUAACAACGGGAAGCCGCCGAAGACAGCGAUGAGGAUCGAGAUACCGGCCACGACGCCCACCCGGACCAUCACCGCCGUCACAUCGGCGCUGUGGGAGGACCUGGUCAACAACCCGAGGAAGGACGGCCCCGCCGACUUCAUCAACCGGAAGAAGAUACAAUACGCCGAGAAGAUGAUCAGGGGAGCCUUCGUUGAGCUCUACCGAGGCCUUGGACUGCUCAAGACUUACAGCUCCCUGAAUAUGACAGCUUUCACGAAGAUACUCAAGAAAUUUGACAAGGUGGCAAGGCGGCAAUCAUCGGGGACUUACUUAAAAGAAGUGAAGAGAUCUCACUUCGUAAGUUCAGAUAAGGUUGUGAGGUUAAUGGAUGAAGUGGAGUCCAUAUUCACAAAGCACUUUGCCAACAAUGACAGGAAAAAGGCCAUGAAGUUCUUGAGACCACAGCAGAGUAAAGAUUCUCACAUGGUUACUUUCUUUGUUGGAUUGUUUACUGGUUCCUUUGUGACAUUAUUUAGCAUUUAUGCAAUCUUAGCACACGUAGCUGGUAUAUUCUCUCCAAGCAAUGAUGUAGGCUACAUGGAAAUCGUCUACCCUGUCUUCAGUGUAUUCGCCUUGCUAAGCUUGCACUUGUUUAUGUACGGCUGCAACUUAUUUAUGUGGAGGAGCACGAGGAUCAAUUACAAUUUCAUAUUCGAGUUCUCGCCUAACACGUCUCUCAAGUACCGGGACGCCUUUCUUAUUUGCACCACCUUCAUGACCGCUGUGGUCAGUGCCAUGGUCAUUCACCUCCUCUUACGGGCCAAUGGCUUCUCCCCUUCCCAAGUUGAUGCUAUUCCAGGAUUUCUGCUCCUGAUCUUUAUUGCUCUCCUCAUUUGCCCACUUGACUUUUUUUACCGCCCGACACGCUAUUGUUUCAUCUCUGUUCUGCGCAACAUAAUCUGUUCUCCAUUUUAUAAGGUUUUGCUGGUUGACUUUUUCAUGGCUGACCAGCUUACUAGCCAGAUCCCGUUGAUGAGGCAUAUGGAAUCUACAGCCUGCUAUUUCCUCACAAGAAGUUUUAGGACACAUCAAUAUGAGAUCUGCAGAUCGGGAAGGAUGUACCGGGAGCUCGUUUACAUAAUCUCAUUCCUGCCUUAUUAUUGGCGUGCAAUGCAGUGCGCAAGGAGAUGGUUUGACGAAUGCGAUGUGAACCAGUUGGCGAACAUGGGGAAGUACGUUUCUGCAAUGGUGGCAGCUGGGGCAAGAAUUACAUACGCAAGGCAGGAGAACCACUUGUGGUUUGCUAUAGUUUUGAUAACUUCCAUUAUUGCCACGCUUUAUCAACUUUACUGGGAUUUCGUCAAGGACUGGGGCUUUCUCAACCCGAAGUCCAAGAACCCAUGGCUUAGGGACGACUUGAUUCUGAAGAAUAAGGGAAUCUAUUAUUUUUCCAUCGCACUUAAUGUGGUUCUAAGAGUGGUUUGGGUCGAAACGGUGAUGAAGUUCCGCAUCGGGGGUGUCGAGUCACGGCUACUCGACUUUUUCGUUGCUUCGCUGGAGGUUAUUCGCCGAGGCCAUUGGAACUUCUAUAGGUUGGAGAACGAGCACCUGAACAAUGUAGGGAAAUUCCGAGCCGUGAAGACGGUUCCUCUCCCAUUCCGCGAGAUGGACUAUGAGGACUGAGAUCCCCUGUAUCAGCUCCAUUCUGCAGGUCUCCCUUCAUAAGGUGACAUAAGUCGGAGACGAGCAAAAAGGUCCUCUCCGUUGCCUGAGAUGAUCGGAAAUCUCAUCUCGAGAAGAUUGUGCAAUCACUGUCACCCUUCAUUUCUUAUUAUCCACCCGGGCAGGACAAGAAGAAGUGCCGUAAGGCUAUGGAGGCGGUGAAUUGAAGAAACUGUGCAGUGCUUAUUGUAUGUAAAGAUCAAAGCUAGGGUUACUCGGACACGGUGACGGCCGAUGUAUCUCAUGUACUUAUUGAAUUUUUUUUUUUUUUUAACCUCUAAAGUAAUGGAUCUGUUGAAAUAACUCCAUUCUCCAAGUUGAAUCCAUGUCGCUUCUGCGGCAGAAAUUCAAAGAGCAAAAUACUCAAAGCCAUCGAUUUCUUAGC
Messenger RNA from Punica granatum (pomegranate), 3011 nucleotides. The record is from RefSeq and is a predicted model, not a curated record. NCBI's taxonomy places the organism in Eukaryota, Viridiplantae, Streptophyta, Magnoliopsida, Myrtales, Lythraceae.